Messenger RNA from Pseudozyma hubeiensis SY62, 1260 nucleotides. Its product is annotated as ferrochelatase. Gene Ontology annotation, molecular function: protoporphyrin ferrochelatase activity. The transcript has a single exon. Gene Ontology annotation, biological process: heme biosynthetic process. The record is from RefSeq and is a predicted model, not a curated record. Lineage: Eukaryota; Fungi; Basidiomycota; Ustilaginomycetes; Ustilaginales; Ustilaginaceae. Bases 1 to 1260 code for a protein of 419 amino acids.
AUGCUGGCGGCGUCGAGCAGAACAAGGCUUGCAGACGCUGUCGUCACAGCCAAGCUCGCCAGGUCCGCACCCUUGCAGCGUACGCUCGCCACCGUCGCCAAGAACCAGAGCAAGCCACCCACCGGUGUGCUGCUCAUGAACAUGGGAGGUCCCUCCACAUCCACCACAGAGGAAGUGGGUGAUUUUCUCUCGCGCCUCUUUCACGAUCGAGAGCUCAUCCAGCUUCCCUUCCAGUCCCGACUCGCUCCGCUCAUCGCACGUAGGAGGACACCCAAGAUCGUGGACCAGUAUGAAAAGAUUGGUGGCGGAUCGCCCAUCUUGCGUUGGACCAGGACGCAGGGCCAGGCCAUGACCGAGUUACUCGAUCAGCUUCACCCAGAGACCGCCCCCCACAAGGUCUACGUCGCCUUCCGAUACGCACGACCUUUGACCGAAGAGGCGCUCGACGAGAUGGCCGAGGACGGCGUUACGCGUGCCGUUGGUUUCACUCAGUACCCUCAGUACAGCUGCAGUACCACCGGUAGCAACCUCAACGAGCUCUACCGCGAGAUCCAGAGGCGUAAGGAGCGCGGCGCACCGGAAGCCAACAUUUCUUGGUCGCUCAUUGACCGUUGGCCAACCCACCCUCUGCUCGUAGAGGCGUUCACCAACCGUAUCCAAGCCGUACUCGACACGUAUCCGGAGGAGAAGCGCAACAAGGUUCCCAUCAUGUUCAGCGCCCACUCGCUUCCCAUGCAAAUUGUUUCGGGUCGAGGAGACCCAUACCCAGCGGAAGUCGCAGCCACCGUGGCUGCCGUCAUGACGCGCUUGAAGUGGAGCAACCCUUACCGACUUACAUGGCAGUCGCAGGUAGGCCCCGCCGCUUGGCUCGGGCCGCAGACGAGCGACACCAUCAAGGGCUGGGCCAAGCAGGGCCACAAGGACGCCAUUGUCGUUCCGAUCGCCUUCACCAGCGACCACAUCGAGACGCUUUACGAGAUCGACAUUGAACUGCAGGAGGAGGCCGAGGAGCACGGCAUCACGCUCAAGCGUGCCGAAUCGCUCAACGACGAGCCCACCUUUAUCCGGGCAAUGGCAGAGAUCUGCGCUUCGCAUCUCUCGGCAGUGGAGGGCACACCAAGCAGGAUCGCCGACGAGAAGCGUGGAGAGGAUGUUUGGAGCCAAGGCUUUACCAGCAAGCAGAUGCUGCUCCGAUGUCCCGGUUGCGUCAACUCGGUGUGCGGCGAGCAGAAGGCUUUCUUCGGCCGUACCUCGCAGUAA